AACUUUAUUUAUUUUUAUAUUUAAUGUCUAAUAUUGUUGAUCAAGUAAGAAUGUGUCACUUUCCUUAUUAUACUUUAUCCAAUCCUAAUAAUAAUGUAGCUUACUACUCCACCUAUGUGCAUUGGCAUAUAUUAAUAUGGUUGAGGACAUCUCGUGGGGAAUUUGUGAAGGCUUUCACUUGUGAGCUUAGAAAACUGAAGAUGGGUUUCACAGGGGAGUUGGUAAGAAGUGUCUUCUCCAAAAAUCGUUCUGAUGGGUCUCAUGAAAACAAAGUGAGGCGCAAUAGUGCUAAAAAUAGAAGAAUGUUAUCUGUGAGGUCAUUCUUGUGUGGUGAUGAAUUCAAUUCAGUCCUUGCAGAGAAUGAUUCAGCUUCAGUUAAGAGCUCUGAAGUCACGGUUUCACAGUCCGUACAUGAGGGCUUGUUAAACGAUGAAGGAGACACUGAAAGUGAAGAAACUGUGGAGAAUGUAGCACAGAACAGGCCAAGUUCAAACUCCAAAAAGUCAUUGAAUGAGGAAGAAGCAGCUGUUCUUAUUCAAUCAGCAUUUAGAGGCUUCCUGUUGAGGCGUCAAAAUGGAGAAAUCAAAUCACAAACUGGAAAAGAUGAGUUCAAUUUAGUAACAGAAAGUCCAGACAAAAAGUCCAUAGGCACAUCAAUUGAUGUCCAAACCUCAAACUCUACGGAAGUUUUCUCUGUCGAAGGAGAAUUAAAGGGCAUUUGCCACCGUAUUCAGCGCAGGACCAGAACUCAAGCAAUAAAGCAAAAGGAAGAUUGGGAUGACAGCACAGUAAGUAGCUAUGUUUCAAAAAUGAGGAUGCAGAAUAGAAUGGAGGCUUCAACCAGGAGGGAAAGAGCACUGGCUUAUGCUUUCUCACAACAGCUAAGAAUCUGUUCAAAGAGGAAAUCUCCAAAAUUUAACAGCAUGGAGUCAAAUAUGAGUUGGAGUUGGCUUGAGCGGUGGAUGGCAACGCGCCUUCCGGAGACAUCAUCAGUUGAAAGCCAUGCCAUGAAGCAGUAUGACCCUUCUAAUGGUAGUCACAAAUUCACAAUCAUGACAAGAUUUUUUGAUGCUGCUGGGGAAGAAAAGGAGAGCUGCGGGUCAAAUGAAGUGCCCCUUCAUUUUGAUAACUAUUCCAUCAAUUCACGAGAAGAAAAAGUUAGCUUCAAACCACAUACACCAAAGACCAACUUCAAAGCUAGGAGAACUGUUUCAAGGCGGAAAACAGUGCCUAGUUAUCAAUUCCAUGAAGAGCAGCCAAAGGUAAGCAAAAGAGAUGGUUCAGGCGAUGCUAGCAAGGAUAUUAAGCAAAAACAAAAGCAAGUGGGAAGCAGGACAGAAAUUGCAUUAAGCACCUCGAAAGCUUCUAAUGUGUAACUUGUAAAAAAUAAAGUCAAAGUAUGUGUCUAGUAUUGAGAUGUAAUGGUUGGAUUCUCUAGUAGAUUCUUGAUUCCAUAAAUCUUAUGUGUACAUUGUACAUAAUAUCAAGUACAAGAUUGAGAUGGUUGUUCUGA
This is a messenger RNA of Glycine soja, 1513 nucleotides long. RefSeq names its product protein IQ-DOMAIN 1-like. Bases 24 to 1376 code for a protein of 450 amino acids. Lineage: Eukaryota; Viridiplantae; Streptophyta; Magnoliopsida; Fabales; Fabaceae. Gene Ontology annotation, molecular function: protein binding. The record is from RefSeq and is a predicted model, not a curated record. The transcript has 6 exons.